Molecule: messenger RNA, 1080 nt
Organism: Ilyonectria robusta
Lineage: Eukaryota; Fungi; Ascomycota; Sordariomycetes; Hypocreales; Nectriaceae
Product: glycoside hydrolase
Exons: 2
Coding region: 1-1080 (359 amino acids)
Biological process (GO): pectin catabolic process
Cellular component (GO): extracellular region
Molecular function (GO): polygalacturonase activity
Source: RefSeq, a predicted model, not a curated record
AUGCACUCUUCAAUCCUCUUUCUCGGAGCCUUGGCCUCAGCUGCCUUUGCUACCCCCAUCGUGGCCCCCCGCGCCAGCUGCACUUUCACUGAUGCCGCUACUGCCAUCAAGAACAAGGCCAGCUGCUCUACCAUCAUCCUCAACAACAUUGCCGUGCCCGCCGGUACUACUCUGGACUUGACCAAGCUUGCCACUGGCACUCAUGUCAUCUUCCAGGGAAAGACUACCUUCGGCUACAAGGAGUGGGAAGGUCCUCUGAUCGCCUUCACUGGUACCAACCUCCUCAUUGAGGGUGCUUCCGGUCACUCCAUCGACUGCCAGGGUCAGCGAUGGUGGGACACCAAGGGAAGCAACGGCGGCAAGACCAAGCCCAAGUUCUUCAGCGCUCACUCGCUCAAGAACUCCAACAUCAAGAACCUCAACGUCCUGAACACCCCCGUCCAGGCUUUCAGCAUCAACGGCGUCACCAACCUGGGAGUGUACGGUGUCACCAUGGAUAACUCUCUGGGAGACACCCAGGGUGGACACAACACCGAUGCUUUCGAUGUCGGCUCCUCCACCGGCGUCUACAUCUCCGGAGCUAUUGUUAAGAACCAGGACGACUGCCUCGCCAUCAACUCUGGAACUAACAUCACCUUCACCGGCGGAAACUGCAGCGGUGGCCACGGUCUGUCCAUCGGCUCUGUCGGUGGCCGAAGCGACAACGUCGUCAAGACUGUCCGAAUCCUGAACUCCAAGAUUUCCAACUCUGACAACGGUGUCCGCAUCAAGACUGUUUACGGCGCCACUGGCUCCGUUUCCGACAUCAAGUACGACACCAUCGCCCUUACCAACAUUGCCAAGUACGGUAUCGUCAUCGAGCAGGACUACCAGAACGGCUCGCCCACUGGUAAGCCCACCGCUGGUGUCCCCAUCACCGAUGUGACUAUCAACAAGGUCACUGGCACUGUCAAGUCCAGCGGCACUGACGUCUACAUCCUUUGCGCUUCUUGCAAGAACUGGACCUGGACUGGAAACAAGGUCACUGGUGGAAAGACCUCCAGCAGCUGCAAGGGUGUCCCCAGCGGCGCUUCUUGCUAA